Molecule: messenger RNA, 552 nt
Organism: Cyphomyrmex costatus
Lineage: Eukaryota; Metazoa; Arthropoda; Insecta; Hymenoptera; Formicidae
Exons: 5
Coding region: 1-552 (183 amino acids)
Biological process (GO): sensory perception of smell
Cellular component (GO): membrane
Molecular function (GO): olfactory receptor activity; odorant binding
Source: RefSeq, a predicted model, not a curated record
AUGACGCUCAUCCAACAUUGUUGCGGCUUGUUUGUAGCUUUGAGAUAUCGUUUGGAAAGCGCAUUUGAAUGCGAAGGCGAUGAUUUGCAGAUAUCUACUGCGAGAAGCAAACUUUACUCGAAUAUUGUAUACAGUAUUCGAAGACACACAGAAGCGAUACAGUUUUCCCUUGCUAUCGAGUCAAUACAUAGAAUACCGCUCUUCAUACAUGUCGGAGGUAACAUAUCGCUUCUGAGUAUCUUAGGAGUUCAGGUGAUAACAAGUACGGAAGAUGUCAGUUACUUGUUGAAACAUACUAGUUAUCUGAGCGCACUUUUACUCAACACAUUCUUUGAAAAUUGGCAAGGUCAGAAAUUAAUAGAUUCCAGCGAAAAGGUGUAUGAAUCCGCUAAAAGCUGUAGUUCUGAUGAAGAAUAUGAGAUUCUCUUACAAGAAAAAAAGAAACGUGUUAUGCUGGCGUGGUCUACAAUGGGCAGUAGCAGUACUGGAUUAAGGAGUAGGCGUAGAAAUCGACCAAUGAUAGUUAAUUAUCCUCCUCACAUUCGACUGUGA